AUGGCCUACACUCUGCAGGCCUCUCUCCCAACGCCUCUCACGCCUUCUAUGCCACUAUAUGGUCCGCUUCCUGAGCAAAUCGAGGCCUUACCAAUUACGCCUCCGGACAUUCCGGCGAGCUUUGACGAGAAGACGUUCAAGCCAGACAGCCGAACAAUCAAGAAGGCUUUGCACGUGCUUGCCACCGAGCGACAGGCACUCUCCCAUCUCGAGGAACUAUACACCAAUUCUGCGGAGGUCCAGGAUUCUCUUCUUCGGACCAUCCGACAAAUCAUUCUUUCAGAGACUCGGCAUGGCAAGACCAUCUUCACGGGCGUUGGCAAGUCUGGUCAUAUUGCAAAGAAACUUGUCGCCACUUUUGUAUCGCUGGGAAUCCAUGCAAUAUUUCUCCACCCUGUUGAGGCUCUCCACGGUGACCUGGGAAUCGUUCGGCCCAAUGACACGGUUAUCAUGAUUACAUUUUCUGGAAGGACGCCCGAACUCCUAGCCCUCCUUCCACAUGUUGAAUUCUGUGUCCCACUGAUCGUCAUGACGGCACACCUGACUCCAACCACUUGUCCUUUGCUGUCACAUCCGGUAAGACAGGGCUCGACGAAUAUACUUCUACCGACUACCAUUCAUGAGUCUGAGAUCUCGUCAUUCGGGGUGUCAGCGCCAACGACCUCGACAACCAUCACCCUGGCACUGGGCGACAGCCUGGCCCUUGCGGUCGCUGAUGAACUUCAUGCCGCUGCUGGUCUUCAGACACCGGCCAUUUUUGCAGCAAAUCAUCCUGGUGGUGCAAUUGGCGCUGCCUUGAAGACCUCCGCUCCUAACACGCCCAGAAUGUCUGACCUGGCGACUGCAGUGUCGCAAGUCCCAAUUGCGGUGGCACAAUCAAGCCGUCCGCUCUUGUGCUUGGAUGUGCUUGUGGCCGCCGUAAGGUCACCCCGCGGUUUCGUCCGGACCUCUCAGACUCAUAUGAUAGGUCCAAGGAGAAUUCAGAACCUACGAGAUCCCUCUGCAUCUAUUUCGGCUGUGGCGGAUGAGUGUGGCAGAGUGGAGGUCGAGAAGACAGACUGGAUAUCCGUUCUGAGCUCAACCACAGUCGAAGAGUGCAAAAGAUGGAUUCACCAGAUGAGGGACGAGGGAUCCGGUCGCGGCAAAGAAUUCCUCAAGCGAGGCACUUUACUCGGGAUUGUCGAGCACAACGAGGUGACGGGUGUUGUCGAGAUAGAGGAUGUCAUGGGCGAAGACUUGACUUGA
Molecule: messenger RNA, 1245 nt
Organism: Cladophialophora psammophila CBS 110553
Lineage: Eukaryota; Fungi; Ascomycota; Eurotiomycetes; Chaetothyriales; Herpotrichiellaceae
Exons: 1
Coding region: 1-1245 (414 amino acids)
Biological process (GO): carbohydrate derivative metabolic process
Molecular function (GO): carbohydrate derivative binding
Source: RefSeq, a predicted model, not a curated record